Messenger RNA from Acanthosepion pharaonis, 1578 nucleotides. The record is from the annotation of a GenBank genome assembly. NCBI's taxonomy places the organism in Eukaryota, Metazoa, Mollusca, Cephalopoda, Sepiida, Sepiidae.
AUGCCGGACAGCAGAGAACAAGGUAAAUCUGAGUUACUCAUUUUAUAUUUCGUUCUUUUAUUUCUUUUUAUUUCUUUCUUUUCUUCUUUCUUUCUUUCUUUCUUUCUUUCUUUCUUUCUUUCUUUCUUUCUUUCUUUCUUGCUCGUUCUUUCUUUGAUUCUUUCUUUUCACUUCUCAUUUUUCUUUCUUUCUUUCUUUCUUUCUUUCUUUUCUUCUUUCUUUCUUUCUUUCUUUCUUUCUUUCUUUUCUUCUUUCUUUCUUUCUUUCUUUCUUUCUUUCUUUCUUGCUCGUUCUUUCUUUGAUUCUUUCUUUUCACUUCUCAUUUUCUUUCUUUCUUUCUUUCUUUCUUUCUUUCUUUUCUUUCUUUCUUUUUCUUUCUUUUUCUUUCUUUCUUUUCUCUUUUCUUUCUUUCUUUUCUUUUUUCUUUCUUUCUUUCUUUCUUUCUUUCUUUCUUGCUCAGAAGAUACGUUUGCCUUUCUCUCUCGCUUUUUCCAUUCUUUCUUUCUUUAUUUUCAUCUUCCAUUUUUCUUUCUUUUUUUCUUUGUUUUUCGUUCUAUCUUUUCACUUCUCAUUUUUUUCUUUCUCUCAUUCUUUCUUUCUUUUCACUUCUCGGUCUUUUUGAUUUCGUUCCUUUCUGAGGAAAUUAGGGAUUUAUUUUAUCAAUUCUAUAAAGAAGAUAAUUUCGCCUUUCUCUAUUUUUUUUUUCUUUAUUUCUCUCUUUCGUUCUUUCUUUUCACUUCCCAUUUUUCUUUCUUUCGUUUGUUCUUUCUUUUUCAUUCUUUCUUUUCACUUCUCAUUUUUCUUUCAAUAUCUCAUUAUUUUUUUAUGUCAGAAGUUUUUUGUCUUUCUUUCUUUUUUUUUCUUUCUUUCUUUCUUUCUUUCUUUCUUUCUUUCUUUCUUUCUUUCUUUUCACUUCCAAUUCUUCUUUCUUUCACUCAUUCUUUCUUUUCACUUCUCAUUUUUUUUUCUUUCUCUCAUUCUUUCUUUAUUUUCACUUCUCGCGCCUCUUUCUCUCUCUCUCUCUAUCUAUCUAUCUAUCUAUCUAUCUCUAUCUCUCUCUUUCUCUCUCUCUAUAUAUAUAUGCAUCCGCUAUCUUUGGUGCACUUGUUGCUUAUACGAGGACACACGCAAGCAUAUAGAACACUGCUGAUAAGCAGGUUCAUCCUGAAUCUAUCUAUCUAUCUAUCUAUCUAUCUAUCUAUCUAUCUAUCUACCUAUCUAUCUAGCUAUCGCAAUCUGUUCAUAUCGAAAUAUCGUGAUCUGUUCCUAUCUAUCUAUUCAUCUAUCUAUCUAUCUAUCUAUCUCAUAUCUAUCUAUCUAUCCAUCGCAAUCUGUUCAUAUCGAAAUAUCUAUCUAUCUAUCUAUCUAUCUACCUAUCUAUCUAUCUAUCUAUCUAUCUAUCUAUCUAUCUAUCUAUCUAUCGCAAUCUGUUCAUAUCGAAAUAUCGUGAUCUGUUCAUAUCUAUCUAUCUAUCUAUCUAUCUAUUGCAAUCUGUUCAUAUCGAAAUAUCGUGACCUGUUCUUAUCUAUCUAUCUAUCUAUCUAUCUAUCUAUCUAUCUAUCUAUCUAUCUCAGUUGA